This is a messenger RNA of Parathielavia appendiculata, 1169 nucleotides long. RefSeq lists its product as uncharacterized. The record is from RefSeq and is a predicted model, not a curated record. Gene Ontology annotation, cellular component: mitochondrion. The transcript has a single exon. Gene Ontology annotation, biological process: mitochondrial translational initiation; ribosome disassembly. Gene Ontology annotation, molecular function: ribosome binding; translation initiation factor activity. NCBI's taxonomy places the organism in Eukaryota, Fungi, Ascomycota, Sordariomycetes, Sordariales, Chaetomiaceae. Bases 49 to 900 code for a protein of 283 amino acids.
CCGCACUCAACGUCACUCCAGGCACUUGCGCUGUUGUCAGCAAAUACAAUGAGGACCUCGCAAUGUCUCUUCAACUCGGCCGUCGCCCUGAGAAAUGUUUUCGUCCGUAAUGCAGCAGUAUCAGAGGCCCCGUGGCAAUUGCAGCGCCUGCUGCUGCCCGCCAUAGCUGUGCCGAUCCAACCGACGUCUUCAACGCCUCUGCGACGGCCCUUUUCCACCCAUCACGUGGCCCAAUUCCGCAAUAGCCGCCGCGGACCGGCCUCUGGAAAUGCCGCUCCGGUGAAGGACCGCGGUUUGCGCGACUACGACAUCGUGUACCCUUGGAUCCAACUGCGACAAGAAGACGGCAGGCUCACCGAGCCGCAGCGGACGAGUCAAAUCCUCAAGAAGCUCAAUUUGGAGCGCAACACGCUCAUCCUCCUCGCCGCCCCAAGGGCGGACGCCUCGUCCAACGGCCCGCAGUACCCCAUCUGCCGCAUCGCCAACCGCCAAGCCGAGGAGGCCGCCAAGUCCGCGCAGGCAGACAAGAGCGCGGGCAAGAAGAAGGAGAAGUCGAAGGAGCUGGAGGUGAACUGGGCGAUCGCGCCGCACGAUCUGCGCACCAAGAUGUCGCAGCUCAAGAGAUUCCUGAGCAAGGGAUAUCAGGUUACCGUGACCAUGAUGAAUCUGAAGAAGAGGGACAAGCGGAGGGCGUCGGCGGACGAGGCCAAGGGGGCAUUGAAGGUCGUUGAGGCGACCAUCGCCGAGGUUCCCGGGGCGAAAGAGAUCAAGCCUAGGGAGGGAUCGGUGGGGGACACCCUCACUGUUCAUCUGCAGGCCCCGGCUAGCAGUGCUGCAGGUCCGGCUACUGAGUCGGCAGGGGAAGCCACCGGCCAGGCUCCGGCGGCGGCAGAGAGUUGAGAGGGAAGUACGGUAUAGACGCUGCUGUCUAACCGCUGGAUGAUUCCAUGGGGUCUCAGACCUGUCCAGCCAGCGGGUUGACUUCACGGAAGGACCUUGUACAGUACCUACCAGGUAUCGAAGUGGAAGGUGACAUGUAGAACCGUUGUAUAUUGCUACCCUGGGUUUUUCACCCGGCCCACGAGGGCGCGGUUUUCCUGUAUAGUAAGUUGUUGAAGGUCCGGCAAGCCCAAGGGCACAGCGGUGUAGGAAUAAUAAUAUAUUGCUAC